UCAACACGAUUAAAUCACAUUCACACCGAAUUAGACAUUCAGUUGACGCCAUCUAUUAUCUACGUGGGGUAUUCAAGCGAUAAUAACAAACCCAACCUAAUAAAUUUGUAACAUCUGUUAUCUUCGCGUAUGUUCAUUGCGUAACGUAGUGUGAGAAAGAAUGGAAACGUUUAAGCAAUUUUUACCUGAAGAAUAUGGUUUGGAAAAAGAUUUCCGGUUGACUAAGUUCUCCGACUUGCGUGGAUGAGGCUGUAAAGUACCGCAGGAAGUCUUAACGGACUUUUUGGCGGGAAUCAAUACUGAUUCAAAUUUAGUUACAGACACUAAGAUAGGUAUAGGUUUAGAUUCGUGUUUAAUUCCAUUACGUGAUGGUUUAUCAUUAGUUCAAUCCGUCGAUUUUUUUUAUCCCUUAAUUGAUGAUCCUUACAUGAUGGGUAAAAUAACUUGCGCGAACGUUUUAAGUGAUGUAUACGCCACAGGAGUCCACGAAAUUGAUUCUUUAACUAUGUUAAUUUCUGUUUGUGAGCAAAUGUCGGAAAAAGUACGCGAUGUAAUCAUGCCGCUGAUUAUUAAUGGAUUUAAGGAUAAUGCAAAAUCAGUUGGGUUAAAAAUUUCGAUUCAAACAGCUUGGAUUAAUCCUUGGUGUAUAAUUGGGGGCGUUGCGACUUCAGUUUGUACAGAAAAAGAAUACAUAAAUCCUUUAAAUUCGGAAAUUGGUGAUGUGUUGGUUUUAACGAAACCAUUAGGCGCCCAAAUAUCUUGCAACGCAAUGCGUUGGUCGGAAAAUCCCGAGCGAUGGAAAAAAAUCGAAAGCGUUGUGAGUUUAGAAGAAGUUAAAUCAGCUUAUAAUCACGCCAUUUUAUCGAUGGCUCGAUUAAAUAAAAACGCUUCAUUAUUAAUGCACAAAUACAAAGCACAUUGUUCAACUGACGUGACUGGUUUUGGAUUGUUAGGUCACGCGAUGAAUUUGGCUAAACAUCAAAAGAAUCGAGUUAAAUUCGUAAUAAAUACAAUUCCAGUUAUUAAGAAUGUAACAAAAAUCGCUGAAGUAACCGGCACAAAACUGAAAUUUAUGAAGGGACUCACACCGGAAACUUCUGGUGGGUUAUUAGUUUCAAUAUCUAAAGAUGUCGCCGAAGAUUAUAUCGCAGAGUUGAAAAAGCUUGAUGGAUGGGAUGCUUGGGUUAUCGGCGAAGUAGAAAAAGGAGAAAAUACUGCUAUGGUUGUGGAAAAUCCAAAAAUUAUUGAAGUUGAACUCAAUUUAUAAUUCAUUUAUAAUUUAGUGUCUGUAAUUUAAAUUCACUCGAUCUUGAGGAUGACUAAAAUCAAGGAAAGUUCGUUGGAAUUGUUGAUUUUAUGAUAAAAGACGAGUGAAUUAUUAUUUUUUUAAGAUAAAUAAAAAACAUUCCUUAUUUA
Messenger RNA from Onthophagus taurus, 1416 nucleotides. The record is from RefSeq and is a predicted model, not a curated record. NCBI's taxonomy places the organism in Eukaryota, Metazoa, Arthropoda, Insecta, Coleoptera, Scarabaeidae.